UGGCGUUCAAGUAAAGGGAUGCGACAUUGCCAUUCCGCAAUCCUCAAUCGAGGCCAACGGCCUUGAUAAGCGAGCGAUGCAUGGGACACUCCAGGUCAUGUGGACCAUCACACUCUCAACCGCACAAGAUAUCAUCAUUCGCGCACUGGUGAACAUGGUCAAUGACCAAGUCACCUUGUUCACAGAGAUGGCAGGCAUGGGCGUCACUGUCGAUAACGUCGCUCGGCUCUCGGGCACCCAAGUCGCCUUUGAGGUGAAUGCCGCAGGAAGAUGGGGUGACACCGCUGCCAGAUUUGUCUAUGACUUUGGCGUAGGAACCAUCAUCACCUUUAUUAGAGAAGGUGCCCGGGACCCAAGAGGAUACAAUUUGCCAGUUGACACCCAGUACUGCUACACGAGACCGGCAUAAACUUCAAAUUACGG
Molecule: messenger RNA, 423 nt
Organism: Colletotrichum acutatum
Lineage: Eukaryota; Fungi; Ascomycota; Sordariomycetes; Glomerellales; Glomerellaceae
Exons: 2
Coding region: 77-409 (110 amino acids)
Source: RefSeq, a predicted model, not a curated record